CUGUCAAUCCUUCUAUUCGCCAGGAUUGCCGUAUGGCGCCGUCUUUUCUACACCCGAAAUCGUAGAAAGAAAGGUGCCACCGUGACGGUGAACCAGAUCAAACGCAUUUUCGGCCAGGCUGCUAAGGACCAAGAGAUAGACAUAAUGGAAUUGUGGCUGCACUCGCGACACUAUAGCCAUGGCCUGACAGAGGUCAACGUGGAAGAGAUGCGUCAGCUGCUCAAGGACUGGUGUGGAGUUUAG
Protopolystoma xenopodis is the source of this 243-nucleotide messenger RNA. The record is from the annotation of a GenBank genome assembly. Lineage: Eukaryota; Metazoa; Platyhelminthes; Monogenea; Polystomatidea; Polystomatidae.